UUUUUUUCUUUUUCUCUCCCUGAGUGCCACUUCAUUCGUUUUUUUCUUCUUGCGUGGUCCUCUCCGAAAACUCCGUCACACGUCGAUUGACCCUUACCGUAUCCCCCCCCAUAUACCCAUCCGCGCUUCCCCUUCCAUGGCCGUCGCCUCUAACCCUCCCCCCCGGACCUCUGAACACUGAACCUCCGCCGAUAGAGCUUCCAGCCAACGUGAGGACAGCCGCCAGACGACAUCACGAACCCGCGCUACUCGGAUCUUCAGGAGAGCGAUACACCACACACCAGCAUCGAAAUCCGCCUCUCCGACACCCCACUCGCCGACGCAAUUGCCUGACGAAAUCGCGUGUCUCGGUUCGUAAUUUGGAGGUCUUCCCGCCACGCAAGAGGCGAGAGCAAGCUCGUCUAGACUCCUAGGUCACGGCAGGGAAAGCGCGACGGGGUUUAAAAAUUCGCGACGGCUGCGAAACGCGGGAGGACGACAAGCUGCCGCACGCAACGUUUGCUGUGAGCUAGAUAUUUGUUGCAAACUUUCCAUCCUGCAGCUCUAGCUCGAGUGGUCGCCUCGAAAUCGCCAAUCCCUGAUUCGGAGCUGGUCCUCAAGGUGUCGACGUCGUGUGGGCCCAACCUGAAGACCCGGCGCGCGCGUGGUCAAAGCUCCCUGACCCUCGAACCGGCAAAGGCAUCUUCGCGAGACGAUCGCAGCUUCCACAAACGAGCAAGCAAAUCUGCUGCUGCCUGCUGCGCAUUUUUUGUGUAGCUUUUCCGUCACCUGACCGCCAGUGCUGGCCUCGUAGUCUUUGAGUUUUCGGAUGCGCAGCUCUCGCUGAAUUGCCGACCAUACGCUCCCACCCACAGCAACAAGCAAAAAAGUAAAGUGCGACGACUUCCCCUCAGUUUGCCGCUCUCCACAGUGGAGGCGAACUGCUGGUCAAAGCGUGCAUCGGCGCCUUGAUCGCCGAGUGUCCCUCUGCCGGCUGAGCUGAUACUGAGGCUCGUCCCUCCCGCAGUUGCUCCCGGACGGUCAGGUUCUGCACUAUGUCGGACCCAAGGCCCGCCGUGUCUCCCGCCGUCUCAGUGUCUGGCGUGGGCUCGGCCCCGCUGCAGAGCCAUAUGUCCCUUGAGGCCGUUAAGCAAGAAACUCAUGGGCUGCAGCCUCUGCAACAGCACUACCACCACCAACUCGCCCCGCUACCUAUGGAUCGUGCCGACUCCCCCCAUGGCUCAGAACACUCUCGCUACUCAGUACCGCCUCUGAACGGAAUGGACCAGCCCCGCCCGUACGGCUCGCCCGCCGCGAUGCAUGCUCCAUUACACAUGUCCGACAUGAACAGGCCGCCCACCAGUCUUCCCAUGAGCUCUCUACCACUGCCGUCGAUCCAGCCCGUUCUCGCCCCCGCCCCUCCAGCAGCAGGAGCUAUGUACGGAACCCAGGAAGCACCGCAGCCUCCACCCAAGGCCUACCCCUGCAGCACUUGCGGUAAAGGUUUUGCUCGGCGGAGCGACCUGGCACGGCACGAGCGCAUCCACAGCGGGGUUCGUCCUCACAUCUGUGAUUUCCCAGGCUGCAACAAGAAGUUCAUCCAGCGAUCUGCCUUGACGGUGCACCAGCGCGUCCAUACCGGGGAGAAGCCCCACCAGUGCGAGCGAUGCGGCAAGCCCUUUAGUGAUUCGAGCUCCUUGGCAAGGCACCGUCGAAUCCACUCGGGCAAGCGGCCGUACAAGUGCCCUUACGCCGACUGCCAGAAGACCUUCACGCGCCGUACCACGCUUACGAGGCAUCAAAACCACCAUACGGGAACGAUCGAGGAAGCCGCAGCUGCGACACGCGAGGCACUGGCCAGGGGCCCGACGGGAACGGCGAGGAUGACGCCCACCCAUGUGACCCGCUCCGAGGGAGACGCUGGGUCAGGCUCUAACCACGCGUCGCCCAUGUCGACUCCUUCGCCCGCCCACCGGACCAACUCGAUGUCGCCGUCGAACGAGCUGGCAGGCAUCGGCAGCAUCCAGUCGCAAUACGUUAACAACUCCCUGCCCAGCCAUCUGCGCGGCGAUGUGCAUGCGGGCAGCCCCACAUCGACGACCUCGUCGGGAUACACCAACAACCGCCCGACAUCGCACCCUACUGGAUACGGACCGCCGCAGGUCCUUGAGCCCAACAUCGAGACUCGCCCAGGGCCCGGCAGCGCGAGCGGCAGCCCGCACCUGGGGAGCGUUGGCUGGCAGUCCCCUUCGCACGCGCCGUCGCCUUCGCACAGCACCAGCGGAUUUGUGUAUCCGGACCCGGAGGCAUACCCAUCCAGCGCUGGAAUGGGUCCGCUCUUUUAUAGCAGUGCGAUUGCCGGCGUCAGGUCUGGAAGCGCCGAGCCUGGGCAGAAUAACGACUACCCUAAGAGCCGGUCCGCCGAACUCUGGGCGUCUGCUCAGUGACAUGUCGCUGCAUUUUCUUUUGGCACAUCCUUUUUUUGUCGCCCCUCCCGUCUUUUUUCUCCGCUUUCUCUCCCAUCAUACCCCGGGCUUGCUGUCCCUUUUUCCCCCUCAGUUUCAAGGAUUCUGUCUCUUGGUUGGGGGAGCGCUGAUGCGGCAACUCCAAACAAAAGCCAAGAAGGAAUUUGUGAUCACUAAUACGAAAUGUCGCUAUUUUCCUCGCACUUUGUUCCGUUUACUUGGUUUCGCCACCGGAACCUUCCCCCUCCACCGUACGAAAAAAAAAUCACAUCUCUUUUGUCAUUUGGGCUUUAGAAGGAUCAUGGUCAUGGGAGUUUCCUAAGAGUGGAUCACAAAAGGAUGGUGUUCAACUUACAAUGUAAUCGAAUAGCAUGAGUUACGGCUGCGGUGCUCUGGGGCCUCGCCCUUUUCUAAUCCCCCAAGCCCGCGCUUUUCUAUUCUCUGUUUUCUUUUGUUUCCUUUAGUUCCCUUUUUGGUUUGCGUUUUGCCCGGGUUUCGACAGGGAAUGCACAGGGAAGGGACGGUACGUAGACUAUAGCAGCAAAGCUAGCCCAGGCACAUUUUUGAGAAUCAUAAUAGCAGGUUCUUGAUUUCUCAUCAGA
Messenger RNA from Gaeumannomyces tritici R3-111a-1, 3046 nucleotides. RefSeq names its product zinc finger protein 58. Lineage: Eukaryota; Fungi; Ascomycota; Sordariomycetes; Magnaporthales; Magnaporthaceae. Gene Ontology annotation, molecular function: RNA polymerase II cis-regulatory region sequence-specific DNA binding; DNA-binding transcription factor activity, RNA polymerase II-specific. Gene Ontology annotation, biological process: regulation of transcription by RNA polymerase II. Gene Ontology annotation, cellular component: transcription regulator complex; PcG protein complex. The record is from RefSeq and is a predicted model, not a curated record. The coding region runs from base 1035 to 2426 and encodes 463 amino acids. The transcript has 5 exons.